AUGGUAACAGAAGAAAUUGUGUUGAGACACAAAAUUUAUCGUCAAGGCAUUGGGAUUGAUAAAGCCAAGGUGGAAGUAAUUGAGAAUCUGCCUCCACCCAUUACUGUGAAGGGCAUAAGAAGUUUCCAAGGGCAUGCAGGAUUAUACAUGCGUUUCAUCAAGGAUUUUUCGAAGAUUUCAAAGCCUUUAUGUCUUCUACUACAGCAAAAUCAGUCGCUCGCGUUCAAUGAGGAAUGUCACAGUGCACUCACGGACCUGAAGAGAAAACUUGCUUUGACACCAAUUAUUUUUCCACCUGACUGGGAUGCCUCAUUCGAGUUGAUGUUCGAUGGAAGUGACUACGUUGUAGGGGAAAUGCUAGGGCAAAGAAAAGGAACUAAGGUCAUUGUACAUACUGAUCACUCUGUCAUUAAGUACCUGUAA
This is a messenger RNA of Hibiscus syriacus, 423 nucleotides long. RefSeq lists its product as uncharacterized. Bases 1 to 423 code for a protein of 140 amino acids. The transcript has 2 exons. Lineage: Eukaryota; Viridiplantae; Streptophyta; Magnoliopsida; Malvales; Malvaceae. The record is from RefSeq and is a predicted model, not a curated record.